Pyrus x bretschneideri (Chinese white pear) is the source of this 1042-nucleotide messenger RNA. Its product is annotated as NDR1/HIN1-like protein 3. Bases 100 to 786 code for a protein of 228 amino acids. Gene Ontology annotation, biological process: defense response to other organism. The transcript has a single exon. NCBI's taxonomy places the organism in Eukaryota, Viridiplantae, Streptophyta, Magnoliopsida, Rosales, Rosaceae. The record is from RefSeq and is a predicted model, not a curated record.
CACGCUUCACCGUCUCAUCUCUCAUUCUUCCCAGCUACACCCAUUUCACUACUUUCUAUUCCCUACAAAUUGUUUGCUGUUCCUCCGACGUCCUCCGCUAUGUCAGAGAAACAAGCCCAUUUGAACGGGGCCUACUACGGCCCCUCAAUCCCUCCCAAAUCCCAGUCCUACCACCGCCCUGGCCGCGGCGGCAGCGGAUGCCUCAGCUGCUGCUGCAGCUGCAUCUUCGGCCUUGUUUUCAAGCUCAUCAUGACCGCCGUCGUCAUCCUGGGCUUGGCGUUUUUCAUCUUUUGGCUCAUCGUCCGCCCUAACCGUGUCAAGUUCCACGUCACGGACGCCACUCUCACGCAGUUCAACUUCUCCAACGACAACACCCUCAACUACGACCUCGCCCUCAACCUCACCAUCCGAAACCCUAACAAGAAGAUCGGUAUUUACUACGAUCGCCUCGAGACCCGGGCCUUUUACGAGGAUCAAAGGUUCAGCACGGUUACCUUGACGCCCUUUUACCAAGGGCAUAAGAAAACGAACGUGUUGAACCCCGUGUUCCAAGGCCAGCAAGUGUUUGUAGACUCGAAGGCGCUUUCAGAGUACAAUCAGCAGAAGAGUACUGGGAUUUACGAGAUCGAUUUGAAGAUUUAUCUUCGGAUUCGGUUCAAACUCGGAUUGAUCAAGACUGGCAAGUUCAAGCCCAAGAUUAAAUGCGACUUGAAGGUUCCCUUGACUCAGAACGGAAAUUCAGUCGGCACUUUCCAGACUACAAAGUGUAAAGUUGAUUACUUCUAAUCAAUCUUCACAGCCUACGAUUGAUCGAUCGAUCUGUCGAUCGAUCGAGUUCAUAUAUCUUGUUGUUCAUUCAGUUUUCGGUUUUUUUUUUUUUUUUUUUAAAUUUUUGCUACUAUUCUUUUGUUUUUUUGUUUUUGGCAUUAUUAUUACGUUACUAGGUAGCUCUCAUAUAUACAGAGAUGAUUAUAUGAUUACUUUUGAUACCUACUUUGGUUACGCAUGUUCAUAAAUAAAGAUGGAUUAUUUUUAGCGGUUA